Molecule: messenger RNA, 632 nt
Organism: Drosophila subpulchrella
Lineage: Eukaryota; Metazoa; Arthropoda; Insecta; Diptera; Drosophilidae
Product: C-type lectin 37Da-like
Exons: 2
Coding region: 24-560 (178 amino acids)
Biological process (GO): biological process involved in interspecies interaction between organisms
Cellular component (GO): external side of plasma membrane
Molecular function (GO): carbohydrate binding
Source: RefSeq, a predicted model, not a curated record
AGGGUAUUUCUAGUUUUUACAAAAUGCAUUUGAAGUAUACUAGCUUGUUUGCCUUUUUGGCAAUACUUUCCCUGUCUGGGGCCUACAAAAUAACACCGAAUGUUAUUGAUGGUGUUCCUGGGUUCCUGAAUAUUACCACAGCUCCAUUUGUAAAGAUCGGCUCCAAUUAUUACUUUAUUGAAAGUAAUGGAGCUAAUUGGUAUGCUGCCUUCGAGUCAUGCAAACAAAAGGAUGCUGAUUUAAUAGCGUUUGAAAGCUUAGAGGAAUUGCAGCUUAUAUCUCAAUACCUUAUUAAUAACAAUAUGGCUGCAUAUUAUUGGACCUCGGGCACUGAUUUGGCCAAACAGGAUAAACACGUUUGGUUUUCGAAUGGACGACCCGUGGCUUCGGAUUUAUGGCGCAAGGGAGAGCCAAAUAAUGAAAAUGAUGAGGAACACUGCGAUGAGCUGAAAAUCGAACCGGGUGUAGGUGUGGGUCUGAAUGACAGGAGGUGCUCUUAUAUUGAUGGAUACAUUUGCAAGGCACCCCAGCCAAAAACAGCUUCUUUUAUCGUGUGGUAGAUUGUCCACAAAAUUAUAGGAAGAGUUUUGUUUAAGUCCGAACAUCUGUCAAUAAAAUAAUACCCAACAUUG